Messenger RNA from Meloidogyne enterolobii, 591 nucleotides. The record is from the annotation of a GenBank genome assembly. Lineage: Eukaryota; Metazoa; Nematoda; Chromadorea; Rhabditida; Meloidogynidae.
CGCUUUAUUGUUUGGUGGCUAUUUCUGGUUUGGCAAGAACGCCUGCUGUGGCUGAAUAACAAUAAAGGAUUUUCAUUGUUAAAAAUGAACGACGAUCAGAUUGAGGAACAGUAUUGUAUUGGCAAAAAUGUGGUUAACACAGCUAAAGCACCGGCAGCAAUUGGUCCUUACAGCCAAGCCGUUUACUCUACUGGCUCAGAGCAUUCUGGUAAAAAUGAAGAAAUCUGGGAAGCUCCGCAUUAUCUUUUCCUGAGUGGUCAACUUGGCAUUGUUCCUAGCACAAAUGAAUUCGCUACUGGAGACAAUCCAGUCCAUGCUCAAACUGUUCAGGCAAUGAAGAAUAUUGAGCAAGUUUUGAAGGCUGCUCAUAGUUAUGCUACUUUCGAUAACAUUGUAAAGACGACAAUUCUUUUGGUUGAUAUGACUGCUUUUCCUGUUGUGAAUGAAGCCUACAAACAAUUUUUUGAUGAGAAAAAGGGCUAUCCUGCGCGUUCUUGCUAUCAAGUGUCAGCAUUGCCUAAAGGUGGACUUGUUGAAAUUGAGGCUAUUGCUGCUUUGUCGACAAAAUCACAGAAUACGCUUUGGGCUUAG